Ceratosolen solmsi marchali is the source of this 1917-nucleotide messenger RNA. RefSeq names its product ASCIZ zinc finger protein (gene Asciz). NCBI's taxonomy places the organism in Eukaryota, Metazoa, Arthropoda, Insecta, Hymenoptera, Agaonidae. The transcript is spliced from 6 exons. Gene Ontology annotation, molecular function: transcription cis-regulatory region binding; DNA-binding transcription factor activity, RNA polymerase II-specific. Gene Ontology annotation, cellular component: nucleus. The coding region runs from base 180 to 1628 and encodes 482 amino acids. Gene Ontology annotation, biological process: positive regulation of transcription by RNA polymerase II. The record is from RefSeq and is a predicted model, not a curated record.
AAAAUAAUUAAAUAAUUUGUAAUUUAAAAAGUAGUCGUAUUAUAAAGAAUAAUUUAUUGUGAUUAUUGUUUGACACGUCUUGAUUGUUCAGAGUUGAAAAACUACUAACCUUAUUAAACUAACAAAAGUGACGUGGCGAUAAAUGAUAGGAGAAAAAUAUUUACCUUAAAAUUAAGAAAAUGGCAAUAAGUAAUAAUAACAAUAAUGAUGAAUCUAUAAAAUUCAUUUGCCCUUCUAUCGAUGAAUUGAAGGUAAUUGUAAAUCAUAUACGCUGUGAAGAAUGUAAUUUAGUAUUUUGCAAUAAACCUCGAUUUCGAAUGCAUGAUUUGAAAGUUCAUAAGCAUCAAAAUCUUGACAAAAGCUUUAAAGGAAAUGUUCGUUAUCAUUGUCCAGUUAACAACUGUAUUUAUGCACCAAAUAAUAAGAAACAUUUUGCUUUGUAUAAAUAUUUAAAACAACACUAUCUAAAAGUUCAUGCUGAAAAAAUAUUUACUUGUACUCAAUGUACAAAGCGUUUUUCAACCAAUUCUGCAAAAAAUGCUCAUAUGAGAGUAUGUGGUACUGUUUUCAAAUGUAUGUGUCAAAAAAGUUUUAACAGUUAUGAAGCUUUACUUACACAUGCCAAAAGAAACUUUCACAAAGUAGAUGAAAAAUACAAAUCUAAACAAAGUAAUAAUAAAAUAAUUAAACAGAUAAAUUUAUCACCUGUAAUGUAUUUCGAAACUUCUAAUAACGAAACGUUAAAAUUUACAAAUAAAAUUGAAGCCAUUAAUAUUUUACCAAAGUCAACGUGCGAUGCGGCCAUACAAACUGUAUCACUAAGUAUUAAAAAAAAAUCAAGUACUUAUAAAAAUAAAGGUCAAAUCUGCAAACAAACCCAAACAAGCGAUAGUUUUAAAGAAAAACAAUUUAAAAAAUCAGCCGCAACGCAAACUACAAAAACAAUUCCACGUGUAAUUAGAGUUCAUCAAAUUGGAAAACAUAAAAAAAUUUCUGUAGAUAAAAAUACCGUUACAAAAGGAGACAUUAGUUUAGUCGAGACUCUUUCAUCCGAAUGCCAAUUACCCAUCAGCCCAUUAUCACUGAGGCAUGACAUAAUAUUACAAGAUCUGUGGGAAGAAAAAAGUUCUUUAGGUACUCAAACAAGUCCAGAAAAAUAUAUUUUCAAUGAUCUCGAUGAUUAUAUCACGCAAAAUGUUGCGUAUCAAGGAAUUUUCAGAUCUGAUCCUAUGCUGACAGAAGACAUAUUUGCCAAUAAAUUUAGUAGUAUAGAAACACAAACGGAAAAAGCAUAUUGCCAAUCAAUUUUUGAAUCUGAUCCACUAAGCUCUAACAACGAGACACAGACGACUGAAAAUUUCACUGAAACAAUGGAACCACUUCACAUUUAUAGCAAUACUUGCACUCAAACUUGUGACGAAAUUUUAUCAUCUGAUUUAGGUUUAUCGGAUAUUCAAACGCAGACAGCCUGGAAUCAUUUGGACGAAUCCACAGUUUCUACUGAAACUCAAACGAGAACUUUAAAGUGCUUAUCUGGUUGCAAUGAUACAAAUUCGUGGUUCACUAUACAAACAAAUCAUAUGGAAACUCAAACAGAUUUACUUCAUAUUUUUGAAGAUUUAGAAUAAGAAAUAAGUUCAAGCUUCUUAGGAACUUGACAGAAAUGUGAACGAAGUAAAUAAAAGAAUAUCUGAAAUCCAAAUGCUGUUCUUACAACGCUGGUCCAGCUGCAUUGUCAUCAUCUACAUCUGGUAAAAAAUCUUUGAUUCAACUAUAGGAGUAAGAAUAUAGACAUUUAAAACAUAUCAGAUUAAAUAAUGCAAUAUAGAAUUAUCUCAAAUUCAGAAGACAGAAAAAUUCCGAAUCAUCAACAAUUAUCCAAAGUUUUAGAUUUAAUAAUAUAAUUAAUGUACAUAA